Cylicocyclus nassatus is the source of this 803-nucleotide messenger RNA. The record is from the annotation of a GenBank genome assembly. NCBI's taxonomy places the organism in Eukaryota, Metazoa, Nematoda, Chromadorea, Rhabditida, Strongylidae.
AUGUUCAACACUGAGAGUGUAGUCAAAAUGGCCAUCGAGCCAAUCGACCCUUCUGAAUUGCCGAAAAUGUUGGAUGGUCUACGAAAAGUUGACAAGCAACUUCUCGGUAGUGUAUGCGAGUCUCUUGUGCAAGGCUACCAAUGGGCAACUUGUGAGGGUCCACUUUGUAAAGAACGUAUCCGAAAUGUGAAGUUCAAAAUGCUGCACGUCGUUAUAGUAAAGGAGUCAUUGUACGGAGGUGGUGGACAGUUCAUUGCAACAGCUCGACGAUGUGCUUACUCUGCCUUUAUGGCUACACCCGGUGUUGUGGAGCCAUCCUUUGUCGUUGAAGUGUUCGCAUCCGCUGACUGCGUUUCUUCGGCAUACACUGUGCGUUCAUCCUGUGAUGGACUUAUUUGGUUUCGAAACUGUCUUGCGAACGCAUACACAAGGACAGGCAUUCUGCAUGUCGGUGUUCAACCAUUGGCAGAUCGUGCCUGGAGAUCCGUUAGACAAGUCAAUCGUCAUCCGCACUCGAAAGUAUUGAUUUUGUUUACAGUUCACUUUCUGAGAGCAGUGAAAUUUGUUCCCGUGAGAAGGAAUGGUUUGUCGGAGGAUGUCUCUGUCAACAAAUUCUUUUACGAUCCUAUGCUUUUGGAGUUGGCCGAGCAAGAAGAUGUUUUCAGUUAUUCGGGAUUCUAACUUUGUUGUUGUCGUGCUUAUACUUUGUUGAGAUUGUUACAAUAUCUUUGUCAAAUCGGUGUGUUGCUAUAUUCUUAUUACCGUAACAUGAAAUUUCGUGAUCGGGUGCUAAUGUUCUCUCC